Cuscuta campestris is the source of this 1665-nucleotide messenger RNA. NCBI's taxonomy places the organism in Eukaryota, Viridiplantae, Streptophyta, Magnoliopsida, Solanales, Convolvulaceae. The record is from the annotation of a GenBank genome assembly.
CAUUUUAAGUACGGAGUAUAAUUUAGUCUGUUAUUUUUCCUCCAAGGGAGCUAAUACCACAUUUGCUGAAGAGUGAAGGUGAUCCCAAAUGUUUGGAAGGAGUUCAUGUAGAAGUGCCGGUAACUCGAAAUACUAUGACAUUCUCGGUGUUUCAAAGAGUGCCAGCGAAGAUGAACUCAAGAAGGCAUACAGAAAAGCAGCUAUGAAGAAUCAUCCAGAUAAGGGAGGGGAUCCUGAGAAGUUCAAGGAGUUGUCUCAAGCUUAUGAAGUUCUAAGUGAUCCAGAGAAGAGAGAAAUUUAUGAUGAGUAUGGUGAAGAUGGCCUUAAAGAAGGAAUGGGAGGCGGCUGUGGUGCUUCAUAUAGUCCUUUUGACAUCUUAGAGUCAUUCUUUGGUGGUGGAUCAUUCAGUCCUGGUUCACCCUUUGGCGGAUCAUUUGGAGGUAGUAGUGGCUCAAGGGGCAGGAAGGGACAAGGCGAAAAUGUUAUACAGACACUUAACGUUUCUCUAGAAGAAUUGUACAAUGGCACAACAAAAAAGCUCUCUCUUUCUCGGAAUAUAUUGUGCCGCAAGUGCAAAGGUAAAGGAUCAAAGAGUGGAGCAUCUCGAAGAUGUAACGGGUGUCGGGGGAGUGGAAUGAAGGUUACAUGCCAACAAAUUGCACAUGGCAUGAUGCAGCAGAUGCAACAUGUCUGCCCCACUUGCCGAGGCUCAGGGGAAGUCAUAAGCGAAAGAGAUAAAUGCAAGCGGUGCAAAGGGAAAAAGGUUACCCAAGAAAAGAAAGUGCUCGAAGUUCACGUUGACAAGGGCAUGCAAAACGGUCAAAAGAUUGUGUUUUCUGGGGAAGCCAAUGAAGCUCCGGAUUCCCCUCCAGGGGAUAUUGUUGUUAUCCUACAGCAGAAGGAACAUCCCAAGUUCACAAGAAAGUUUGAUGAUCUCUAUAUGGAGCACACCCUCAGCUUAACAGAAGCUCUUUGUGGUUUCCAGUUUGUCCUCACUCAUCUUGAUGGCAGGCAGCUCCUAAUCAAAUCAGAUCCCGGAGAGGUUAUUAAGCCCGACCAAUCCAAGGCAAUAAAUGACGAAGGAAUGCCGCAGUACGAAAGGCCAUUCAUGAAGGGCCGCUUGUAUAUCAACUUUGAAGUGGAAUUUCCCAACCCGGGGGUUCUCUCCCCCGAGGCAUGCCGUGCUCUAGAGACGAUUUUACCCCCAGACGGGCCCCCGUCAGAUACCCUCAACUUGGAUGAGUGCGAGGAAACCACCCUCUACGAUGUCAACAUCGAGGAGGAAAUGAUGGGUAAAGAGAGAGUGAGGCAUCAUGAGGCUUAUGAUUCUGAUGAUGAUGAUGAUGACGAUGAUGCUUAUUAUUACUGUGAGGAGGAUGAUGAUGAUGGCGACGACUAUGAUGAUGACUCAUCAGACUCGCACCGUGUCGCCUGCAAUCAGCAGUAAGAUUUGGGCAUAGGGGUGAAUGUAUGUACUCCUAUUACUUGGAAGUUAUCUAAUUCAGAAGUUUUUUUUGUUUCACUGAUCUGUACAUUUCAUUGCCUGAAUUGCCAUUUUUACCCUUAACAUAUGGAAUUAUCCAAGUAAUGUAGCCUAAUCUAAUACGUAAUGUCAUUUUAGUCCAAAUGAUCUUCUAGAAGUCUAGCUCAGGCUUUUUGUUGUGU